This is a messenger RNA of Piliocolobus tephrosceles (Ugandan red Colobus), 2088 nucleotides long. RefSeq names its product transmembrane serine protease 11F. Gene Ontology annotation, molecular function: serine-type endopeptidase activity. NCBI's taxonomy places the organism in Eukaryota, Metazoa, Chordata, Mammalia, Primates, Cercopithecidae. The transcript has 10 exons. Bases 50 to 1366 code for a protein of 438 amino acids. Gene Ontology annotation, cellular component: extracellular region; plasma membrane. The record is from RefSeq and is a predicted model, not a curated record. Gene Ontology annotation, biological process: proteolysis.
GAUACAGAUCAGAUGGUGACUGAAUAGAAGCUGCCCCAGUCCUGGGUUCAUGAUGUACGCACCUGUUGAAUUUUCAGAAGCUGAAUUCUCACGACUUGAAUAUCAAAGAAAACAGCAAUUUUGGGACUCAGUACGUCUAGCUCUUUUCACAUUGGCAAUUGUAGCAAUCAUAGGAAUUGCAAUUGGUAUUGUUACUUAUUUUGUUGUUGAGGAUGAUAAGUCUUUCUAUUACCUUGCCUCUUUUAAAGUCACAAAUAUCAAAUACAAAGAAAAUUAUGGCAUGAGAUCUUCAAGAGAGUUUAUAGAAAGGAGUCAUCAGAUUGAAAGGAUGAUAUCUAGGAUAUUUCGACAUUCUUCUGUAGACGGUCGAUUUAUCAAAUCUCAUGUUAUCAAAUUAAGUCCAGAUGAACAAGGUGUGGACAUUCUUACAGUGCUCAUGUUUCGAUACCCAUCUACUGAUAGUGUUGAACAAAUCAAGAAAAAAAUUGAAAAGGCUUUAUAUCAAAGUUUGAAGACCAAACAGUUGUCUUUGACCAUAAACAAAUCAUCAUUUAGACUCACACCGAUUGACAGCAGAAAGAUGAGGAAUCUUCUCAACAGUCGCUGUGGAAUAAGGAUGACAUCUUCAAACAUGCCAUUACCAGCAUCCUCUUCUACUCAAAGAAUUGUCCAAGGAAGGGAAACAGCUAUGGAAGGGGAAUGGCCGUGGCAGGCCAGCCUCCAGCUCAUAGGGUCAGGUCAUCAGUGUGGAGCCAGCCUCAUCAGUAAUACAUGGCUGCUCACAGCUGCUCACUGCUUUCGGAGAAAUAAAGACCCAACUCAAUGGAUUGCUACUUUUGGUACAAUUAUAACACCACCCGCAGUGAAACGAAAUUUGAGGAAAAUUAUUCUUCAUGAGAAUUACCAUAGAGAAACAAAUGAAAAUGACAUUGCUUUGGCUCAGCUCACUACUGGAGUUGAGUUUUCAAAUACAGUCCGGAGAGUUUGCCUCCCAGAUUCGUCUAUAAAGUUGCCACCUAAAACAAGCGUGUUUGUCACAGGAUUUGGAUCCAUUGUAGAUGAUGGACCGAUACAAAAUAAACUUCGGCAAGCCAGAGUGGAAACCAUAAGUAGUGAUGUGUGUAACAGAAAGGAUGUGUAUGAUGGCCUGAUAACUCCGGGAAUGUUAUGUGCUGGAUUCAUGGAAGGAAAAAUAGAUGCAUGUAAGGGUGAUUCUGGUGGACCUCUGGUUUAUGAUAAUCAUGACAUCUGGUACAUUGUAGGUAUAGUAAGUUGGGGACAAUCAUGUGCUCUUCCCAAAAAACCUGGGGUCUACACCAGAGUAACUAAGUAUAGAGAUUGGAUUGCCUCAAAGACUGGUAUGUAGUGUGGAUUGUCCUUGAGUUAUACACAUGGCACACGGAGCUGAUACUCCUGAAUAUUUUCUACUGUUUAAAUUAAUGUAGUUUGGAUUAGUGCUUUUGCUAGAUGUCAAGAAACCCUUCAGACCCAGACAAAUCUAAUAUCGUGAGGUGGUCUUUAUGUACAUAAGAUCAAAACUUCUCUACCAUGAGGGAAGAAGACACAGCAAAUGACAGAUAGCACCUAUUCCUUACUCACAAGGGAAACUGCUUGUGAUACUUCCUAAUAAGAUAAAUAAGUGGUUUCCCUCAAUCGAAGACAGGAACAUCGUUUUCCACAAGAUAUGAAGAGCUGCCAGUAAUGCCAAAAUCGUACCUCAUAUAAUACCUGGAGCACCUGAGAUUCUUCUAGUGAAAAAGAGCGAGCAGUGUUCCCUGAAGACUCAGGGAUUCAACAUUUUAGAAUUGAUAAGUGGACCUUCAGUGUGCGAGAACGGAGAAGCAAGGGAUUUACAAUAUGACUUGAACUCUAACCUGGGCUUAUAUCUAAUAAUACAGAGCACUAUCACUAACUUCAACAGCUGACAAUUUAAAAGUUUUUAAAUGUAUCUGAACUUGCUGUUAACACAGUGUUACACACUCAAGCACUAGCUUCAGGAAGCAUGUUGCGUUGUUAAGAAGCAUUUCUGAUUUAUUCUUUAACAGCAUCUUGCCAUCUAUAUGUUAGUUGUAGUUGGCCCAGAAAGGA